AGUGUUUACUCUCUCUUUCUCUUUUACUCUUACUCUUUCCAGUUUACAUUCUUAUUAUUUUCUAAUUUUUGCACUCCUCAUUAUAAUUUUUUUACUCUCUCUCUUCAUUUCAUCAAUCAAACCACAAAACUUUUAUCCAACAUAUUUUUUAUCGCAUUAAAUAAUUUAAUUAUCUUUUAUUAGCAAUGAAGGAAGGAUCCGGUGAAGACCAAAACGUCGCUCCCAGCAUGUACAGCCAUGUAUCUCGGCCCAGUAGUCACCGCAACAAGAACGCCAGAAAGGGACUCCCCUUUAACGUCAUGCUUGUCGGCGAAAGCGGCCUCGGGCGCAAAACUUUUCUCAACACGCUCUGCGAAAGCGCUGUAAUCACUGGCUCCGAGGUAACCAACGCCGAGCAAGCGCACAUAGCCGAGCCCAUGCAGUUCAAGAACUACACUGUAGAAAUGGAUGAGGACGGCAUGAAGAUCAUCCUCAACAUUAUCGACACUCCGGGAUUCGGCGACGGCAUCGAUAACGAGCAGUGCUUUAUGCAGAUCCAGGAGUACCUUGAAUUGCAGUUCGAUAAUGUUCUGGCGGAGGAGAACCGGAUUAAGAGAAACACCAAGUUCAACGACUCGAGAAUCCACGCGCUCCUCUAUUUCAUCUCCCCAACGGGUCAUUCCCUGAGGGAAAUCGACAUUGAGCUGAUGAAGCGCCUGGGAUCCCGCGCCAACAUCAUCCCCGUAAUCGGUCGGUCGGACAGCCUGACUCCGCGCGAACUCGUUCUAUUCAAGCAGCGCAUCAUGUCGGAUAUUGUAACCCACAGCAUCUCCGUGUUCAACUUCCCUGACCUCGAUGACGAGGAUGAGGAUGCCGUGGAGGAGAACUCAGAGCUCCGCGCCAUGCUGCCCUUUGCCGUGGUCGGCUGUGAGGAGGUCAUCAAUGAGGAUGGCAGACCGGUUCGUGUGAGAAACUACCCCUGGGGUGUUGUGCAGGUCGAUAAUGACGAGCAUUCGGAUUUUGAUCGUCUGCGUUACGUCCUGCUUAACUCACAUAUCAGCGAUCUGCGCGAUCGCACGCAAAAUGAGCUCUACGAGAUGUACCGUACAGAGAAGCUGUCCGGGAACACCUCGGUGCUGGCGAACAACACAAGCCAGGCAGUGAUCUCGGCGAUUGGCGCGUAGUUAUUUUUCAUUUCAUUUCAUUUUUAUUUUGUAUUGCGUUUGGGAUGCGGCAAGUGCGCGUCAAGUGCGUAACCAAUAUUUUUUGUUUAAUUUAAGCGAAUCGAUAUCAUCCACUAUUAUAUUUUCACGUGACAGUGAAUGCGAUC
Kickxella alabastrina is the source of this 1309-nucleotide messenger RNA. RefSeq names its product Septin-type guanine nucleotide-binding (G) domain-containing protein. The coding region runs from base 186 to 1163 and encodes 325 amino acids. The record is from RefSeq and is a predicted model, not a curated record. Gene Ontology annotation, molecular function: GTP binding; molecular adaptor activity; GTPase activity. NCBI's taxonomy places the organism in Eukaryota, Fungi, Kickxellomycota, Kickxellomycetes, Kickxellales, Kickxellaceae. The transcript has a single exon. Gene Ontology annotation, cellular component: cytosol; septin complex; cell division site. Gene Ontology annotation, biological process: cytoskeleton-dependent cytokinesis.